AUGGGGUAUUUCAAAGCUGCCAAAGUUGUGGAAGGUGGGAAGAAGCUCCUGGGGACAGGCAACCGGUGCUCCCUGCUGGAAAAGACUUGGUCAUCGCCGCAAGCUUCUGGUGAAGCCCCGCUGAAGCUGACGCCAGAGGUCCUCGAGAAACUGAGGCACAAGGUCCUGCAGGCCAGCUUCAUGAUGGCAGACAGGGAUCGUGACGAUCAGCUGUUGAAAGCAGAGUUUACCUUAAUGAUCCGCAGGGCAUACUUUGGCAUCGACCAGUCCCGGGUCGACGAGGCCUACAUCGAUGCUUGUUGUGACGGAUAUGGAGUUGUCACCUUCCAAGGCUUUGUGGCAUGGCUGUGCCGAUGCCAGAAGGAGGUCAAAACGCUAGCCGAUCUCCCCGGAACCUGCAAUCAGGCGGCCGAGGAGAACAUCGUCCCGACAAAGGCGGUGUGGCGCCUGUGGAACAUGGACGGCGAUGAGAAAUUGAGCAACGCAGAGUUCGAGUACUGCAUGAAGAAGGCAUUCCCGGAUAUUAAGAACAAAAAGCUGCUGCAAAUCUUGCAAACUAUGGAUGAGGACCUCAGUGGCGAAGUGGCUGAAGAUGAGUUUGUGCGCUUCCUUUUGCCACCAGCGAAGGCAGACCCCAAAGAUACCAUUAGUCAACAAGCCCUAGGCGGCUGA
This is a messenger RNA of Symbiodinium necroappetens, 672 nucleotides long. Lineage: Eukaryota; Dinophyceae; Suessiales; Symbiodiniaceae. The record is from the annotation of a GenBank genome assembly.